AUGGCAUUCUGCAACGAGAGCCUGCCAGAGGGCUGCGACUACAUGCAGCCCGGCGGCGUGGAGGAACCCUCGGAGGCCGUACCCUCGGAGGGCGGGACGCCCCUGAUGUCCGUCACUCUGCGGGUCACCCUGGCGGCCAUCAUGAUCUUCAUGAUCACCAUCGGCUUCCUGGGCAACGCCAUCGUGUGCCUGAUCGUCUACCAGAAGCCCGCCAUGCGGUCGGCCAUCAACCUGCUGCUGGCCACGCUGGCCUUCUCCGACAUCAUGCUGUCACUGCUCUGCAUGCCCUUCACCGCCGUCACCGUGGCCACUGCCGACUGGCGCUUCGGUGGCGCGUUCUGCCGCGCGUCCAUCAUGCUGUACUGGCUCUUUGUCCUUGAGGGCGUGUCCAUCCUGCUCAUCAUCAGCGUGGACCGCUUCCUCAUCAUCGUGCAGCGCCAGGACAAGCUGACCCCGCACCGGGCCAAGCUGCUCAUCGUGGCCUCCUGGGUGCUGAGCCUGUGCGUGGCGCUCCCGUCCGUGGUGGGCUGGCGGGCGGGGGCGGCGGGCAUCGGCGGGGCCUGGGCGCCGCAGUGCGUGCUGGGCUACAGCGAGUCGGUGGCGGACCGCGGCUACACGGUGCUGCUGGCGGUGGCGGUGUUCUUCGUGCCGUUCGGCGUCAUGCUCUACUCCUACCUGUGCAUCCUGAACACGGUGCGGCGCAACGCCCUGCGCAUCCACAACCACACCACCGAGCACUCCUGCCUGCCCGCGCUCAACCAGGUGGGCAAGCUGGGCCUGACGGGGCUGCAGCGCCCCCCGCAGGUCAACGUUGACAUGAGCUUCAAGACGCGCGCCUUCACCACCAUCCUCAUCCUCUUCAUCGGGUUCUCAGUGUGCUGGCUGCCGCACACGGUGGUGAGCCUGCUGGCCGUGUUCAGCAGACGCUUCUACUACAGCUCGGCCUUCUACCCGGUCAGCGUCGGCGCGCUGUGGCUCAGCUACCUGAAGACGGUGUUCAACCCGGUGAUCUACUGCUGGAGGAUCAGGAAGUUCAGGGAGGCCUGCCUUGAGUUUAUGCCCAAGAGCUGCAAGCUGUGCCCCAGGGUGCCGGGCCGGAGCCGCAGGCGUGUGAGGCCCAGUAACAUAUACGUGUGCAGCGAGACACAGUCUGCUGUGUAG
Messenger RNA from Gadus chalcogrammus (walleye pollock), 1161 nucleotides. It is a transcript of the gene gpr45, whose product is annotated as G protein-coupled receptor 45. NCBI's taxonomy places the organism in Eukaryota, Metazoa, Chordata, Actinopteri, Gadiformes, Gadidae. The record is from RefSeq and is a predicted model, not a curated record. Bases 1 to 1161 code for a protein of 386 amino acids. Gene Ontology annotation, molecular function: G protein-coupled receptor activity. Gene Ontology annotation, cellular component: membrane. Gene Ontology annotation, biological process: G protein-coupled receptor signaling pathway. The transcript has a single exon.